Lathyrus sativus (Indian pea) is the source of this 357-nucleotide messenger RNA. Lineage: Eukaryota; Viridiplantae; Streptophyta; Magnoliopsida; Fabales; Fabaceae. The record is from the annotation of a GenBank genome assembly.
AUGAUAGAGGCAUUUGGUCCUCAACCACCACAUAAAUGGUUAACUCUACCAGAUAUGGGUUACGUGAUAGCAAAUCAUUAUAAUGUUGUACUUGUCUGUUUAGGAUUUGAAUGUUGUACUUUCUUCCCUAUGAUAACUUCAUUUUCACCAAAUGCAUCAUUUUACUGCAUUGCUUUUGUAAACACAAAUCAUUGGGUUCAGGUAAACAUGAAAGAAGGGUUUCCAUUGCCACCCGUGACAGUAUAUUGGAAGAAGUUCCACUCUCCAGCAACAACAUCUUGGAUGCUAGGAUUUGCAGGACGUCUACAAUAUUGGCAACAACUUACGCUUAUAUUACCAACGCAUUAUGAAUUAUAA